Messenger RNA from Rhagoletis pomonella (apple maggot), 1086 nucleotides. Its product is annotated as homocysteine-responsive endoplasmic reticulum-resident ubiquitin-like domain member 2 protein. The annotation marks the transcript as partial. NCBI's taxonomy places the organism in Eukaryota, Metazoa, Arthropoda, Insecta, Diptera, Tephritidae. Gene Ontology annotation, biological process: endoplasmic reticulum unfolded protein response. Gene Ontology annotation, molecular function: protein binding. The record is from RefSeq and is a predicted model, not a curated record. The transcript is spliced from 2 exons.
CGUUAACGAACUGCUGAUUACUUUUCUAUUGCAGCCAGUCGACGAGCAAAAAUUAAUUUACUCAGGCCAACUUUUGAACGAUAACUUAUUGUUGAAGGAUGUCAUACGCAGUUACAAAGACGUUUACACUCAUAAUCAUAUAAUACAUUUAGUGUAUACACCGAAGAAUUCCUUUAAUACGAAUUUCGCGCAAAAAACCAAAGGCAGCACCUCCAAUAUGAGUCCCAAUACUAAUAACACAAACGCUGAUGGCUUGCGACAACGACAUAUUGCUGGUGGUGGUAUGUCGUCCAACGCAACCGCCCAACAAAAUAUUCAGCAGCAAUAUUAUCAACAAUAUCAAGCGCAACAUCCAAAUUUUGUAUACCCACAACACAAUCAACAGAUGCUUAAUCCACUGUGUCCUGUUUACGAUCCUAAUAACCCACAAUAUGCGCUGCCAUUUGGUUUUCCUGGACUAUUAAAUAUGCAGGCCAUGGCUACUCAACAGGCUGCCAUCUACAACUGGAUGCAGCAGGUGUACUCACAAUACAUGGAACAGUGUAUGCGAAUGUCUAAUACAACGGCUACUGUCACUGGUAUCCCCAAUUUAUUUGCAACAAAUGCAGCAGCCAGUGCUGCACCAAAUAUGCCAAUAGCUGGGGCUGCUAACCCAUUCGGAUUUAAUCCAUUUCUACAGCAGAUGCCUUUUCUAGCACCAGCAACAGCGGCGGCGGGUGUGGCCACAGUCGGCGCAACUCAUCCUGUGAUACCAGCAGCUACACUGUUGUCGCAACAGGCUCGCCCAGCUAAUUUAAUUGGCGCGCAGCCCGUACACGCCACGGAUGGUAAUGCUGCUGCAAUGCAAGCCGCCGGCGGUGAGCAAGCACAGGCGCAGCCGGAGCAGCAACAUGCGGCAGCACCAGGCUUCCCUAACAUUGUGCAGGAUGAACAGGAGAAUCGUGAUUGGCUGGAUAAUUUCUUUUCGAUAACACGUCUUGCGAUCUUUCUGACAAUUCUAUACUUUAAUUCAUCUCCAUUGCGCUGUAUCGGUGUCGUUGUAAUUGCUGGCGUUAUUUAUCUGUAAGUAAAUGAUUUGAUAGUAUA